This is a messenger RNA of Pongo pygmaeus (Bornean orangutan), 2175 nucleotides long. RefSeq names its product otopetrin 1 (gene OTOP1). Gene Ontology annotation, biological process: proton transmembrane transport; inner ear morphogenesis. The record is from RefSeq and is a predicted model, not a curated record. Bases 66 to 1901 code for a protein of 611 amino acids. Gene Ontology annotation, molecular function: proton channel activity. The transcript has 6 exons. Lineage: Eukaryota; Metazoa; Chordata; Mammalia; Primates; Hominidae. Gene Ontology annotation, cellular component: membrane.
AGGAGCGCAGGCGGGGCCCGACGGCAGCCACCUCCGGGACCAGACUUGGCGCGGGUGUCUCGAAGAUGCUCGAGGGCCUCGGGUCGCCCGCCUCGCCCCGGGCAGCUGCGAGCGCCUCGGUCGCGGGGUCAUCGGGGCCAGCGGCCUGCCCGCCUCCCUCGCCCCCGGCCCUGAGGUCCCCGGAGUCCCCGGCCCCCCGGCGGGGCGGUGUGCGCGCCAGCGUCCCACAGAAGCUGGCCGAGAUGCUGAGCAGUCAGUAUGGGCUGAUCGUGUUCGUGGUGGGGCUGCUGCUGCUGCUGGCCUGGGCCGUGCACGCCGCGGGCGUGAGCAAGAGCGACCUGCUGUGCUUCCUGACGGCGCUCAUGCUGCUGCAGCUGCUGUGGAUGCUGUGGUACGUGGGCCGCAGCUCCGCGCACCGCCGCCUCUUCCGCCUCAAGGACACGCACGCCGGGGCCGGCUGGCUGCGCGGUAGUAUCACAUUGUUUGCAGUCAUUACCAUCAUCCUGGGAUGCCUUAAAAUUGGAUACUUCAUUGGAUUUUCAGAAUGUUUAUCAGCCACUGAAGGAGUUUUCCCUGUCACCCAUUCAGUGCAUACUUUGUUGCAGGUAUAUUUUCUUUGGGGGCAUGCAAAGGAUAUUAUCCAGUCUUUCAAAACACUGGAAAGGUUUGGGGUGAUCCACUCGGUGUUCACCAACCUGCUUCUGUGGGCCAACAGCGUCCUCAAUGAGUCAAAGCACCAACUCAAUGAGCACAAGGAACGGCUCACCACUCUGGGUUUUGGGAACAUAACAACAGUUUUAGAUGACCACACACCACAGUGUAACUGCACGCCCCCAACUCUCUGCACUGCCAUCUCCCACGGGAUCUACUACCUCUACCCCUUCAACAUAGAGUAUCAGAUCCUGGCCUCCACAAUGCUCUACGUCCUAUGGAAGAACAUCGGGCGCAAAGUUGACAGCCAUCAACACCAGAAGAUGCAGUUCAAGUCUGAUGGGGUCAUGGUGGGCGCAGUCCUGGGCCUGACCGCGCUGGCUGCCACCAUUGCCGUGGUGGUGGUGUACCUGAUUCAUAUCGGGCGCUCCAAGACCAAAAGCGAGUCGGCACUCAUCAUGUUCUACCUGUAUGCCAUCACCCUGCUGAUGCUUAUGGGGGCUGCAGGGCUGGCUGGAAUCCGGAUUUACAGGAUAGAUGAGAAGUCACUGGACGAGUCCAAAAAUCCGGCCCGCAAACUGGACUCGGACCUCUUGGUGGGCACUGCCUCGGGCUCCUGGCUUAUCUCCUGGGGCUCAAUCUUGGCCAUCCUUUGUGCUGAGGACCACCCCUGCUACACCUGGUACAACCUACCCUACUCCAUCCUGGUGAUCGUGGAGAAGUACAUCCAGAACCUCUUCAUCUUCGAAUCCAUUCACCGAGAGCCUGAAAAACUCUCUGAGGACAUCCAAACCCUUCGGGUGGUCACAGUCUGCAAUGGCAACACCAUGCCCCUUGCUUCUUCCUGCCUCAAGAGUGGAGGUGUGGCCGGAGAUGUGGCUCCCCGGGGCAAGGACAUGUCACCAGCAGCCAGUGGAAAUGUGUGCAUGAGAGAAAGCUGUGACAAGGAGGAGAAGCAGGAGGAGAGCAGCUGGGAAGGGAGCCCAAGUCCAGUCCGCCUUCCCCAUUUCUUACAGGGCAACGCCAAGAGAAAAGUCCUGAGGAAUAUUGCAGCCUUCUUGUUCCUCUGCAAUAUUUCGCUUUGGAUACCUCCCGCCUUUGGCUGUCGACCUGAGUAUGACAACGGAUUGGAGGAGAUUGUUUUUGGCUUUGAACCCUGGAUAAUUGUGGUCAACCUGGCCAUGCCUUUUUCUAUUUUCUACCGAAUGCAUGCAGCUGCCUCCCUCUUUGAGGUCUAUUGUAAGAUAUAGUCUGGGUCCACAAGAGACUGAGGAGUGAGCUAACAAGAGUUCAUUGGCGCCAACUGGGAGUGGCCAGGUUGGACAAAUAUUGCCUGACAAAUAUGAGAAGGGCCACCUUUUGUCUGCAAAGAUUGUGCUUCCUGUGGGCUGGAACUGCCCAUCACCCCUGAUGAAUGUAAACAAGUUAGAUCAAAAUCCAUGAGGUGGCUGGAAUCUGUCCUUGGUUAGUUAAAUGCUAAUCAAGCCCAAAUUAUUUUAUUUCCUUCUAAAUGAUUUAGAAGAA